This is a messenger RNA of Naegleria lovaniensis, 894 nucleotides long. RefSeq lists its product as uncharacterized. Gene Ontology annotation, cellular component: kinetochore. Gene Ontology annotation, molecular function: nucleic acid binding. Lineage: Eukaryota; Heterolobosea; Eutetramitea; Acrasida; Naegleriidae. The record is from RefSeq and is a predicted model, not a curated record. The coding region runs from base 1 to 894 and encodes 297 amino acids. The transcript has a single exon.
AUGCAAGACAAUGAUGAGAAUAACACACAUCACGAAUCGACCACGACGGACGAAAAUUCAAAAUCGGAAAUGAAUGAGGAUUCUAAAAAUCAACAAUCAAGUGCACUGGAUGAAUUAUUUUCAUCAUCAUCCGAAGAUGAAGAGAGCAAGCCUACCACUCUUGAAAAUUCUUUUGGAUCUAAAGAUCAAGAAGAUGACUAUAUGAAUGAUAAAUUUUUACAAUUAACAUCGGAACAAGAUGAUUCCUCUACAAGUAGUAGCAAUCAAAAACAACACACUAAACUUUCGUUCUAUAAUGCUCCUCCAGAUUUGUUGAAACAAUACAAUAUUGCAAAAAAGGAAAAGCAACACAAAAAAGCUCAUCAUUUGAAAAAACAAAUACGAGAAUUUGGAUUAAAAGAGAACAUGUUGGAGAAGGCCAAAAUAUCUCUUUCUCAAAAUUUAAUUAAAAAGGAAGAAGAAAAGAGUGAAUCUUCACAGUCGGUUGGAUUAAAAUUGUUGAAAAAGAUGGGCUAUGAAGCAGGACAAGGUCUUGGAAAGAAUAAUCAAGGCUUGAUAAAUCCGCUCUCAAUUGAUCGACAAUUGGAUGAUUUAAUUCAAUCAAGUGCAUUGGGAAAGUCAAAGAUUUUACCAAAGAUUGGCUCCAACUACGAAGAAUUACAGAAAAAAGAACAAAUUGAGCAAUUCAAACAGGAAAUGAAAGAAAAAUCAGUAGCCCAGCAACAUCAGUCAUUAACACCUGAGGAGUUUCAAAGAAGAAUGAAAGAAAUUCAUGAUGAACAAAAGAAGAAGAGAAAGUUGAGAAUGGCAUUGCAACCAAGUAAUGAUGUAGAAGAGAAUCCUUUAAAGAAACAGAAAGAAGAGGAAAAUUGGGACGAGUUUGAUGAUUUUUAA